Molecule: messenger RNA, 1891 nt
Organism: Marchantia polymorpha subsp. ruderalis
Lineage: Eukaryota; Viridiplantae; Streptophyta; Marchantiopsida; Marchantiales; Marchantiaceae
Source: the annotation of a GenBank genome assembly
GACACUCUCGAGCGGACUUCGGCUGAUUAAAUGUGACAAUGCGGAAGUUGGUGACGCACUGGACGUCUGGGCAAGCUUGGGAGAUCAGGUGGUGGGGUUCAAGGAGCUGCUUCGGAACCAGCAGCAAUGUUGACUCGCUGUGUGGAAUUUAGGGCAGUUUGCAGAUUGCAGCUCACGAUGUUACGUGUAGUUUUGUUCGUCACGCAGAUUGUGUUUUGAGCCUCGAGUCCUGGUCAUCUCUGCGUUCACUGCGAGGGAGGAGCGAUGUUUUUUGAUCUCAAUUUACCGGUCGAUGGAGUGGGUGAGCUCGCCAGGAGAGAGGUGGUUGCAAUGGCCUUGCAGCUGGGUUACAGCGGAGUGGCGGCCAAUCAUUUCGUGACAGGAGUCAUGGGGGAAACUGAUCGAUGCAGAAUUCGUCCUCUAGAACUUCAGUUUAUUUUAGCUGCAGCACCGGCAGUUGCAGAGACUGCAAAGUUUCAUCAGAAGGUUUUAGGUGUACCUCAGGGAUUACCAUUCCGCCAAUUCUCGCGAAUCACAGUUUUUUUGGAAACUAUGAAUCAGGCCAAUACGAUCAAUUCAGCUAACCCUGUGCUCAAGACUUAUGAUUUGGUUGCCGUCCAGCCGACUAAUCUGAAAAUGUUCAAUCACGCCUGCACUAAGCUAGAGGUGGACUUGAUCUCCCUCGAUUUUACUCAGAGGGUCCCCUUCCGAAUGAAAAAAGCUAUUGUGAAGGCAGCAGUUGAGCGGGGGAUAUAUUUUGAAAUAUGCUACGGCAGAGCUCUUUCGGAUCAAAAGGCUAGAAGAGAACUGUUCACAAAUUCCAUGACAUUGCAAAGUGCAGCAGGUGGACGCAACAUUGUAGUAUGCAGUGGUGCCCGAAGGGCAAUGGAAAUGAGGGGACCCAAUGACGUCGCCAACAUGUCCAUUCUCUUUGGGUUUACGUCGGAAUCAGCAAAGAAUACCAUCUCGCGGACCUGCAAGUCGCUGCUUCUCCACGGAAUAACGCGCAAGACGCACAAGGGCGCCAUUCAUGUGGAGCGCAUCUCUCCACAGAGUAAUCCGACUGAGAGUGGAACAUUUAACGUUCCUUCGGACUGGGAUCCUCUCUCUGUGAGUGGGGCAUCAGCCGAUUUCAUCACGGUGACCGAGACCACGAGCAAAACUCUACUUAACACGAACAAAGUAGGAACUUCAGAAGUUGUAAAUUUUGUCGAUACAAAACCCUCAAACGAGGAAGAAAUAUCUAAUUUCGUAGCAAGUGAAGAUACACCGGUUCCGCUGUUUGUUAAUACCUCACCUGUAGCUGAGGCACUCAGCGCAGCGAGAAAUAGGUCUGAUCCGGAAAAGGUAGUGAGCAAGAAUAAUUCAAAACUGAUUGAUGCUAAACCCAAGGGGAAACAAAAACGUGGACCCGCAUCCGCCAGUGACAAAAUUGAGGAAGCUGAGGGAAAAAGCAAAGCGAAGCGUCGCAAGAAAAAGAAGUAGGUCAGUUCGGAUCGAGGAUCUGGAGUUCCAAGCUUUCCCUGUUAAAAUUCCGUUUAGUUGAGCAUUUUUGUAUCACUUUGCGUAUAUGCUAGCAACGCAGCAAUGUCCCAUGUGUAGAGUGACUCAUCGUAGUGAUAAUUCUCUACCUGUGAAGGACGAUUGUGUAUGACGCAUACCCGGCCCAGUCGAAUUGAGCCCAAAGUCGCGUUAUCCCCUUCGAGAAUUGUACACCUUGGGUAUAUAUACGAAUCCUGUGCCGUAGCAAUGGAUCGAUCGUGCUUCCUUCCUUCUUCGUAUCAAAUCGGAUCGUGGGCUUUGCAGACCGAAUCUGUCCAAGGAACUGGAAGGUGGGAAGUGUCAAGCGUCGUUUGGCAAAGCUCAGUAACAGUUGACUAUGCAAUUCGGA